This is a messenger RNA of Penaeus monodon (black tiger shrimp), 2383 nucleotides long. RefSeq names its product alpha-(1,3)-fucosyltransferase C-like. The record is from RefSeq and is a predicted model, not a curated record. The coding region runs from base 719 to 2182 and encodes 487 amino acids. Gene Ontology annotation, molecular function: alpha-(1->3)-fucosyltransferase activity. NCBI's taxonomy places the organism in Eukaryota, Metazoa, Arthropoda, Malacostraca, Decapoda, Penaeidae. The transcript has 6 exons. Gene Ontology annotation, cellular component: membrane.
CCUCCCCUUUCUCUCCCUCCUCUCCACCUCCCUCCCUUCAACCCCACCUUCCUCCCUCCUCCCCUUCCCCUCCCCACUUCCCUCCCUCCUCCUCCUCAGGCGUUUUAAGAUCAGGAAGGUGCGUGGGUGACUCUUAGUACGUUCCAAGGUGCGGAUAGAGGAGCAAUGUAAUGAAGUGCCGUGGGUGUUUUCAUCAGUGCUGGAGGAGAAAAAUAACAAAGGCAACGAUUUUUUGUUUUCGAGCGCUCAGCAACAGAUGACAAAAAUGCUUUAGGAGGACGGACAGUGAGGACAGCUGCUUGCAGGCAGAAUGGGAUCCAAGAAGGAAGAGAUUAGAAUGAAAUUUUAGGGAAGAAAAGCGAAUGGGUGAGCUAAAGAGGAAUUAGAUAAUUUUAUUAGAUAAGAGGGAUGGAAUAGGGUGUUUAAAAGAGGGGUGAGCUAAAUAAGAGAAAUAGAAGAAGGGAAAUAAAAGUAGGUGAUUAAGAGAUGGGGAAUGAAAUAAGAGAAAUGAAGGAAGGGAGAUAAGAUACAAGAGAGAGAGAGAGAGAGAGAGAGAGAGAGAGAGAGAGAGAGAGAGAGAGAGAGAGAGAGAGAGAGAGAGAGAGAGAGAGAGAGAGAGAGAGAGAUACUAUAAUCAAAAUAAGGGAACCAAAGUAAAAGCAAUAAAGAUACGGGAAUCUAAUAAGGGAGACAGGAGCACGGCACUCUUUCGUAAAACAUGUUGGCCAAGAAUAGAAUCUACAUCGCCCUCCCUCUGGUGUUUAUGGUGGCUGUCUACAAGAGUGGCUUGAUCACGAAUCAGACGAGAUUUCUGAAGCCUGUGCCGCCGCCCGUGGCUCCAGAUGGAACUCCAGCUUCUCGGAGCCAAAGAAUUCCAACUACAGCAUCACACGACGUCGCGUUCGAAGACAACAUUUCGAAGGCGCUGCAUCACAACAGCAGCUGGUCUUCAGCGGAAGUGUCCUCAUCAAGUGCGCUUGGAGAACGAAGGAAAGAAAACAUCCCCGAUGCAACUCAGACAGAAAAAUCCGAAACGAAAAAGAUUCUUUUCUACACCAAGUUCUUCAGCGAGGGCUGGCAGACCUUCUUGGGCAACAGAACGAACCUGACCUUACAAGGUUGCCCUGAAGCCCGUUGCGUGUUCACCUUUGACCCCGACGACGACCAAGACGAUGCCGACGCCCUCAUCUUCCACGCCAACGAUUUCGACGCCAAGGCGGUGCCAAGGGCGCGGCGACCCCACCAGAAGUACGUCUGGUUCAACCUUGAAGCCCCGGUGCCCAGGGGAGAUCACCAGAGGGGCAGGCCCUGGGGUCGCGACUUCUUCAACUGGACCUUCACUUACAACAGGGACUCUGACUUGUUCAUGCCGUACGGCGUGUUCACGCCGCUUCAAGCUGAAGAACAUGAUCUCUCGGGCCGACCUUCGCUCAUGAAUAAAAGCAGCACGAUCUUCCUCAAGUACAUGCAAGACCUGAACAACAACGUUUCCCUCGAGGACGACCUCCAGCACGACUGGUCCUCCUUCCUGCGUCGGCCGAAAAUUGUUGCUUGGAUGGUGUCGAACUGCUUCACUUGGUCAGGUCGCGAAAAGUACGUGCAGGAGUUGCAGAAAUACGUACAGGUGGACGUGUACGGCAAGUGCGGGUCUCUCACGUGCGGCAAGAACCACCGUGACACGUACUGCUACACUGACGUCCUCUCCUCCAGUUAUCUCUUCUACCUGUCCUUCGAGAACAAUUUGUGCCGGGAUUACAUAACCGAGAAGGUGUGGUUUCCGAUGCUCCACGGGCUGGUGCCAGUAGUCUAUGGAGGGGCUACAUAUAUAGACUACCUCCCCCCACACUCCUACAUUGAUGCGAGGACUUUGUCGCCGAGGGAUCUUGCUGAACUCCUUAUCAAGGUAUCCAACUCCCGCACAGAAUACGCUCGCUAUCACCUGUGGCGCCAGUACUGGAAGGUCAAGCCGUUCCCUCCCUUGUGCGAACUCUGCUUCAAGCUUCACCGGGAGAGCAACGUGACGACCGUGCCCGACCUCCAAGCCUGGUGGACCUCGGCCAACAACUGCACUUACCUGCGACCGUCUUCGGCUUCUGGGGUUUUGUCCUUCUCGGAAAAGUUGUCCGGAGCCGCCAAGAUGCUGACCCUCUGGGCGAAGACGGCUCUGCAGGUCAUGCCUUGACUUUGGAUGACCUUUCACCUCGGCUGGCUGAAUUGAGGUUUCUUGGUGUGGAAAUAUAUUCGGUUGUGUUUCAAGUUAUGUCCGGAGAGAUUUUGCGAUAUGUACCUUUUCGAUUUUAGAGAAUUGUUUUCUUUGCUGGGCAAUAUAUUCAGAUUGUGUGGACCACGGAAUGAAUGUUUAAUAAAAACAAAAAUAACAUUA